This is a messenger RNA of Pelobates cultripes (western spadefoot toad), 801 nucleotides long. Lineage: Eukaryota; Metazoa; Chordata; Amphibia; Anura; Pelobatidae. The record is from the annotation of a GenBank genome assembly.
AUGGCGGUGAGUGGCAUGGUUAGUGAGUGUUAUAACAUGGCGGUGAGUGGCAUGGUUAGUGUGUGUUAUAACAUGGCGGUGAGUGGCAUGGUUAGUGAGUGUUAUAACAUGGCGGUGAGUGGCAUGGUUAGUGAGUGUUAUAACAUGGCGGUGAGUGGCAUGGUUAGUGAGUGUUAUAACAUGGCGGUGAGUGGCAUGGUUAGUGAGUGUUAUAACAUGGCGGUGAGUGGCAUGGUUAGAGUGUGUUAUAACAUGGCGGUGAGUGGCCUGGUUAGUGCGUGUUUUAACAUGGCGGUGAGUGGCAUGGUUAGUGCGUGUUAUAACAUGGCGGUGAGUGGCAUGGUUAGUGUGUGUUAUAACAUGGCGGUGAGUGGCAUGGUUAGUGUGUGUUAUAACAUGGCGGUGAGUGGCAUGGUUAGUGUGUGUUAUAACAUGGCGGUGAGUGGCAUGGUUAGUGUGUGUUAUAACAUGGCGGUGAGUGGCAUGGUUAGUGUGUGUUAUAACAUGGCGGUGAGUGGCAUGGUUAGUGUGUGUUAUAACAUGGCGGUGAGUGGCAUGGUUAGUGUGUGUUAUAACAUGGCGGUGAGUGGCAUGGUUAGUGAGUGUUAUAACAUGGCGGUGAGUGGCAUGGUUAGUGAGUGUUAUAACAUGGCGGUGAGUGGCAUGGUUAGUGAGUGUUAUAACAUGGCGGUGAGUGGCAUGGUUAGUGAGUGUUAUAACAUGGCGGUGAGUGGCAUGGUUAGAGUGUGUUAUAACAUGGCGGUGAGUGGCAGUGAAUGUGAGUGUAUAACAUGGCGGUGA